Ilyonectria robusta is the source of this 1365-nucleotide messenger RNA. Its product is annotated as calcium/proton exchanger. The coding region runs from base 1 to 1365 and encodes 454 amino acids. Gene Ontology annotation, molecular function: calcium:proton antiporter activity. Gene Ontology annotation, cellular component: fungal-type vacuole membrane. The record is from RefSeq and is a predicted model, not a curated record. Gene Ontology annotation, biological process: calcium ion transmembrane transport; intracellular calcium ion homeostasis. NCBI's taxonomy places the organism in Eukaryota, Fungi, Ascomycota, Sordariomycetes, Hypocreales, Nectriaceae. The transcript has 5 exons.
AUGUCGAACAAAUCUAGUCAUCUGCCAGACGAGACUGCGCCGCUCCUCAACGGCGAGACUUCGUCAGGCGCCUACGGCCACGCCCACAAUGCCAACGGCAACGGCAAUGGCCACCUCCACGUCCGCCACGGCACUGGUGCCCUCAUGUUUUUCUUCGAUUCCAAACGCACUCCCGGUCUCAACAACGAGAAUCUCGUCCUGCGGAGCCUCGCCUACAUGUGGCAUGUUACCAAGAUCACCUUGUUGAGCAACUAUGUCAACUUCCUCCUCAUCAUGGUGCCCAUCGGCAUUGUGGCCGGUAAGCUGGAAUGGAGCCCGACUGCCGUCUUCACUCUUAACUUCUUCGCCAUCAUCCCUCUCGCUGCCGUGCUUUCGUUUGCGACCGAGGAAAUCUCCAUCAAGCUGGGUGAAACCUUGGGUGGAUUGCUCAACGCCACCUUCGGAAAUGCCGUCGAAUUGAUUGUCAGCAUUGUUGCGCUAAAGGACAACCAGAUUGAAGUCGUCCAGGCCUCUAUGCUGGGAUCUAUUCUCUCCAACCUGCUUCUGGUUAUGGGAAUGUGCUUCCUCCUGGGCGGUCUUCUUCACCGUGGCGAGUCUGGUAAUGGCACGGAGCAGACCUUUUCUUCUGCCACUGCCCAGACCACUUGUUCCAUGAUGACUCUGGCCUCGGCUUCGCUCAUUAUUCCCGCUGCUCUCUACGCUGUUCUUGACCAGAAUGGCUCCGAAGACAAGAUGAAGAGCGUUCUCACCCUCUCGCGCGGAACCGCCAUUAUUCUCCUCUUGCUCUACGUCUUGUACCUCAUUUUCCAACUUCGCACCCACAGCAACUUGUUCGAUGCCGAGAACCAGGAUGGAGAGGAGCACGAACCCGAGGAACCCAUGAUGGGGCCCAUUGCUGCCGGAGCCGUUCUCGUCGUCACUACGAUCCUUGUCGCCAUUUGCGCCGAUUAUCUCGUUGGGAGCAUUGACCCGUUGGUUGAGACAGCGGGCAUCAGCAAGGCUUUCAUUGGUCUGAUUUUGAUUCCGAUUGUGGGUAAUGCCGCUGAGCAUGUCACUGCUGUCGUGGUUGCGGCCCGAGACAAGAUGGACCUGGCUAUGGGUGUUGCCAUUGGCUCCAGCAUCCAGAUUGCUCUCCUUGUUACUCCUUUCCUCGUCAUCGUCGGUUGGAUCAUUGGCCGUGACAUGUCUCUCCACUUCGAGACCUUCCAGACCGUCGCCUUCGCCGUUUCGGUUCUCGUUGUCACCUACACUGUCCAAGAUGGCAAGUCCAACUACCUCGAGGGCGCCAUGCUCCUCGGCCUCUACUCCAUCAUCGCCCUCGCAUUCUACGCCACCCCCAGCGAUGCCAUUAAGAGCGGCUUCUAA